AAGUGGGGAGUAAAGGCAAACAAUGGCGGCCACAACUUCCUUCGCAGCAGCGGUGCCGUCAGCUUCAUCAUCCCUCACUAAAACCCUAAAAUCAGACUCCACAAAUCUUAGUCCGAACCUAGGAUUUCUAUCUUCCAAGGCCUUUCAGUCUCUCAGAGCUCGAGUAUUGCCCGCUAGCAGCGUCGGCGGAACUGGUUCAGCUCUCGUUGCAAGGAUGGUGUCUACUCCACUGAUUAAGCCCCCCGCUCUUCUCGAUUUCGAAACCUCCGUCUUCAAGAAGGAGAAGGUCUCCCUCGCUGGUCACGACGAGUAUAUUGUGAGAGGAGGACGGGAUCUGUUUCAUUUGCUGCCGGAUGCUUUCAAGGGGAUUAAGCAGAUUGGUGUUAUCGGUUGGGGCUCACAGGGUCCUGCUCAAGCUCAGAAUUUAAGGGAUUCUCUUGUGGAAGCAAAAUCUAAUAUUGUGGUCAAGAUAGGUCUCAGGAAGGGAUCCAAGUCAUUUGCUGAAGCUCGUGCUGCUGGGUUUACCGAAGAGAAUGGGACCCUGGGAGAUAUAUAUGAAACCAUUUCAGGCAGUGACCUUGUCAUGCUUUUGAUUUCCGACUCAGCCCAGGCUGACAACUAUGAGAAAAUAUUCUCACACAUGAAGCCAAACAGCAUUCUUGGACUUUCCCAUGGGUUCCUUCUUGGUCAUUUGCAGUCCCUGGGCUUUGAUUUUCCAAAGAACAUUAGUGUGAUUGCUGUGUGUCCUAAGGGAAUGGGCCCAUCCGUGAGGAGACUCUAUGUCCAAGGCAAGGAGGUAAAUGGUGCUGGAAUUAACUCCAGUUUUGCAGUCCAACAGGAUGUUGAUGGUAGAGCCACAGAUGUUGCCCUAGGAUGGUCGGUUGCCCUUGGUUCACCUUUUACUUUUGCCACUACACUUGAGCAAGAGUACAAGAGUGACAUCUUUGGGGAGCGAGGAAUUUUGCUUGGUGCUGUUCAUGGAAUUGUGGAGUCCUUGUUUAGAAGGUACACUGAGCAUGGAAUGAGUGAGGAUCUGGCUUACAAGAACACUGUUGAGUGUAUUACUGGAAUUAUAUCAAAGACCAUUUCAACUCAGGGUAUGUUGGCUGUGUACAAUGCCUUGUCAGAAGAUGGGAAAAAGGAAUUUGAGGCUGCAUACAGUGCCUCAUACUAUCCUUGUAUGGACAUUUUGUAUGAGUGCUAUGAAGAUGUAGCCAGUGGAAGCGAAAUCCGCAGUGUUGUGUUGGCUGGGCGUCGCUUUUAUGAAAAAGAUGGUCUACCAGCUUUCCCUAUGGGUAAGAUUGAUCAGACUCGAAUGUGGAAAGUUGGUGAGAGAGUGCGCUCAGUACGGCCAGCUGGUGACUUGGGUCCGUUAUGCCCCUUCACUGCUGGUGUGUAUGUGGCUUUAAUGAUGGCACAGAUUGAGAUUUUGAGGAAGAAAGGGCACUCAUACUCGGAGAUCAUCAAUGAAAGUGUGAUUGAGUCAGUAGAUUCUUUGAAUCCCUUCAUGCAUGCUCGUGGAGUUUCAUUCAUGGUUGAUAAUUGUUCAACCACAGCACGUCUAGGAUCAAGGAAAUGGGCCCCAAGAUUUGAUUACAUCAUCACCCAACAGGCGCUGGUGGCAGUGGACAAUGGUGUGCCCAUCAAUCGGGACCUCAUCAGCAACUUCCUCUCUGAUCCUGUGCAUGGAGCCAUUGAGGUUUGUGCCCAGCUGAGACCAACUGUUGACAUCUCGGUGCCUGCAGAUGCAGAUUUCGUUCGCCCAGAAUUGCGCCAGUCUAGCAACUAAAUUCCGGAGAUGGUUAGCUUGCUCGGGAUGUUUCAUGGUGUUUGAAUCUAGGUGUGUUAAAGAGUGCUAUCUUGUUUUUUUUCGGUUGAGUCUUAUCCAAAAUAUCUAUCGCAGUAUAUGUUGUGUGCUAGAGCAAUGGAGACACAAGAUCAUGCACUUCCUAUUAGUUAUUUUGGGACAAUAAUGAAUUAGUAUUAUGAAAAGUGAUGGACUCCCUGGACAAGAUCAUGCACUUCCUAUU
Molecule: messenger RNA, 2030 nt
Organism: Vitis riparia (riverbank grape)
Lineage: Eukaryota; Viridiplantae; Streptophyta; Magnoliopsida; Vitales; Vitaceae
Product: ketol-acid reductoisomerase, chloroplastic
Exons: 10
Coding region: 23-1789 (588 amino acids)
Biological process (GO): L-valine biosynthetic process
Cellular component (GO): mitochondrion; chloroplast
Molecular function (GO): ketol-acid reductoisomerase activity
Source: RefSeq, a predicted model, not a curated record